Molecule: messenger RNA, 2257 nt
Organism: Pocillopora damicornis (cauliflower coral)
Lineage: Eukaryota; Metazoa; Cnidaria; Anthozoa; Scleractinia; Pocilloporidae
Product: muscle, skeletal receptor tyrosine-protein kinase
Biological process (GO): positive regulation of kinase activity; positive regulation of neuron projection development; multicellular organism development
Cellular component (GO): signaling receptor complex; plasma membrane
Molecular function (GO): transmembrane receptor protein tyrosine kinase activity; protein binding; ATP binding
Source: RefSeq, a predicted model, not a curated record
GGUGAGCGACACGAUUUCUGAGAAGCGCUUACACAUCUUAUGAACACAUUAUCGCACAUUUGUUGACUUAAACCUUGAAAUCGUCUGUGUUAAGCAUUUUGGAGACAUCUGACGGUAUUUUCUCUCACUGAUGCAACACUGAAGUCGAUCAACUAGCAACACAAUGUUUUGGAACGUGUUGUUGUUGUUGUCGGUUUAUGUCUUAACACAUUUUGCUUUCGUGAAUGGUGAUGUUCAAGCGAGAACUUGUGCCCAGAUCCCUGUAAAUGCUAGGCUGUCUUGUGGAAAUGUCAACCAAACAGUUUGUGCCACGCUUGGUUGCUGCUGGAAUGAACGCGAAUUUAAUUCUUCUGUGCAAUGUUUUAAGAAAAGUAACGACAUAUUUCUCAUCAAAAAUACCACAAUUACCUGUGCCUAUUACAAGGGCCAAGUUUGCAAAAAAGCUUUCUCUACAACUCUCUCUCAAUUGAGCCACUUACCAAGACUUCACAACGUGGAAAAUAACCUUGUUGAAGACCCUUUAAAAGCUACAGUGACGAUUAUCAAUAAAACUGUCACGCAUUCCGAAUGCAGAGAAUCGUUGAUUGCCUUGCUGUGCCAUCGCACUAUGCCACCAUGUCACACAAACAACGGCGUUACACAGCUCUGUGUCGGGGUUUGUAAAGAGUUGUUUUCAAAGUGUGGACAUUAUGUGGAUCAACUAGAAACUGCCAUGAAUCGCAUACCGGGUGGAAUGAAGUCCGAACUGUCAUUUCCAGGUUGUUUUGGGGUGAACAGCACCGACCAAAGUGAAGAAGAAAAUGGGACAUGUAUUAAGCUUACCUUGGAUGCAAAACAGCCAAUAAAAGUUCCUACGAUCCAUCCUACAAAAAGGCGCACUCCAGUUUUUGCAGCGAAACUGAAUUUGUUAAUAAUGAUAUUUUCAGAAAUGAUCACUGUAGCGACUGUGAAUGGGGCAAGAGGAGGAUCCUGCAUGCCCUAUCGAGGAAAAGUUUGCCAAGUGUCAUUCAACUCGACCCUCCCAACUUACCGCAACAGUGACCGUUUCUUUGACAACAAAUUCGGCUUGCCAGCCACCGAAGAAUUUCUUUUCAGGGGUCUACAAAUAAUCAACACGCUUGUGAAGGACGACGAAAAGUGCAGAUACAUCUUAAUAAAUAUGCUUUGUCAUUAUACUGUGCCUCCAUGUUACUCGGAUGGCACAGACAUAGAGUACUGUAGGGAGGACUGUGCGGCCAUUUUCAAGGAAUGUAGCGCCCCCCUGAAUCAAGUGAUUGGUGCCGUGACGUUGCAUGUGGCAGCGGAAAAGAUUGAUUUUAUACAUACAAGUCUACCGAACUGUUCCGGGCACCAUAAGGAAGGACAUUUUGAAGACAAACCAGGAAAGAUCUGUAUCAAGACAGGCUUUUUCAAUUACACGGAGACCACGAUGGGUGCAAACACUGAGAAACCAACCCCACAACCUGGUAGUAAACUGGUAAUUAUCCUUCCAAUUGUCAUAGUUGGCCUUUGCAUUAUUUUGCUAUGUGUCAUCGUGGUCGUUCUUCUUCGAAGACGUCAGAAAUUGAGGGACGCUGUGGAUAAUGGGCAUGCGCUAUCCCACAAAGGUUCCAUCACCAUGAGGGACAGGUUACGAGCGGAGUCCCUGAAGAGCCUGGACUCGCGCUUGUUGGGACUUUAUGACCCGAAAAAACUGAGGCAAUACAAUUUGGACCAUGUACAGUACGUGAAAGAUUUGGGAGAAGGUUUCUUUGGAAAAGUUUUUCAAGGUCGCGCUUCGGGUCUGAAUGAUAAGCAACCCAAAAAGAUUAUUUCUGUGGCGGUGAAGGCGCUGAAGGACGAAGCGUCCAAGGAACAGAAAGAAGAGUUUUACCGAGAAGUAACUCUGAUGUCCAUUCUUACACACCCAAAUAUUGUUCAGCUUCUAGCUGUGUCAACCGAGGAGGAACCUUAUGGAAUGCUGUUUGAGUUCAUGAGUGGCGGGGAUUUGAAGCAAUAUUUGAGGAAUGCACUACCAGUGGAAACAUCGCUUGAAUCCAGCGAGAAAGGGAAAGUUUAUCUCUCUCAAGAAUCCCUUGUGUCUGCCGCAACCCAGAUCGCUGCUGGCAUGCAUUAUUUAGCCGAGAUGAAAUUUGUUCAUAGGGAUUUGGCGACUAGGAACUGUUUAGUUGGAGAUGACUUCGUUGUGAAGAUUGGAGAUUUUGGAAUGUCACGUGAUAUUUAUACUACAGAUUACUAUAAGUUGCCCAUCCGCUGG